AUGUCCACCUUCAACCCUUCCAUCUUCACGCUCCCCUUCGACCCCCUCCCAUCCAACUCGCACCCAUCCGAAACGCUCGAAGAACAGGCCGAGACCGAAAGCAUCAUCUCUAAGCUCCUACAUACCGUCGCACCGGCUGCCUUGGAUGGCGAGACCAUACCCGGCGGAACGACCUUACGAAAGGCCGAACAUGCGGCGUACUUCCAGCAGCUGCUGUUCCGGCUGCCACCUGGAUUCGUAUCGCUGGACGCGAGCAAACCGUGGCUGAUGUAUUGGACGGUCCAUAGUCUGGAUGUACUGGGGAUCGCGCUAGAUCAGGGGACGAAGGACAGGGCGAUUAUGACGAUGCUGCAUAUGCUUCAUCCGACCGGUGGGUUCAGUGGCGGUCCCGCCAACUCGCAAAUCCCUCAUCUGCUCGGCACAUAUGCGUCCACAUGCACGCUCGCGAUCGUGGGGAAUGAUGGACCCAGGGGAGGAUGGCAGCAGCUCGCUCAGGCCCGGCAGAGGACGUAUGACUUCUUCAUGCGGUGUAAGCGGCCUGACGGAGGGUUUGUAGUGUGCAGCGGAGGCGAGCUGGACGUCAGAGGAACAUACUGCCUGCUGGUGGUCGCAACGGUACUCGACCUUCUCACCCCCGAACUUCUACACAACGUCGACAAGUUCAUCGCUGCAUGUCAGACAUACGAAGGCGGAUUUGCUUGCUCUUCUUUCCCCUUUCCCUCCCUCGAAGCGCCGACUUGCCGAGCAGCCCUGGCUGAGGCACAUGGCGGGUACACCUCCUGCGCCCUCAACUCGCACUUCCUCCUCUCCUCCAUCCGACCCCCUUCGUUACCCGCAUCAUCCCUCGAAGCAGACUUCCCGAGCAAGAUCGACGUGGACGGAGCCAUGCGCUGGUCCGUUCUCAUGCAGGGCGAAGCGAUCGAGGGUGGCGGGUUCAGGGGAAGGAGCAACAAGCUCGUGGAUGGGUGUUAUAGUUGGUGGGUUGGGGGAGGGGUGCCUGUGAUUGAGGCUUUGGCUCAGCGGGAGCGGAAAGAGAAGAAGGAAAAGAAGAAGGAGAGUACCGAAGCGAGGAUAGAGGUGGACGGAGGGGAAGAGUGGGAGGAUGUCAUCCCGUCACCGCCAGUCUUCAACAAGAUUGCGCUGCAAGAGUACAUCUUGCUUGCUGCGCAGAACCCAGCUGGCGAGCGGGGAGGUUUGCGCGACAAGCCCGGAAAGCGUCCGGACCAAUAUCACACGUGCAACAACCUUUCCGGUCUCUCCGUCGCCCAACACAAUGUCGUGCAUUCGCCCGCGCUCGUUGAGGAGAACAGAAAGAAGUUUGACCCCUCCAAAGGUUUCCCAGCUGUUACCCCAACGAACCCCGAGGGCGGAUGGGCGAGCGAGGAAGAGCGACAAGAGGUCAGGAGGCAGGUAUGGGCGAGUGCGCUGGGGUGGGUAGAAGAAGGGGAGGCGAUUAUACUGGGCGGGAAGGAAAGUCGGGUGAACACAACCGCACCGGUCUUGAAUAUCCUCCUAUUACGUUUGAAACCGUUCAUCAACUUCUUCUAUGGUCAGACUGCUUGA
Dioszegia hungarica is the source of this 1563-nucleotide messenger RNA. RefSeq lists its product as uncharacterized. The transcript is spliced from 6 exons. Gene Ontology annotation, molecular function: protein farnesyltransferase activity. The coding region runs from base 1 to 1563 and encodes 520 amino acids. The record is from RefSeq and is a predicted model, not a curated record. Gene Ontology annotation, biological process: protein farnesylation. Gene Ontology annotation, cellular component: protein farnesyltransferase complex. Lineage: Eukaryota; Fungi; Basidiomycota; Tremellomycetes; Tremellales; Bulleribasidiaceae.